Planococcus citri (citrus mealybug) is the source of this 3771-nucleotide messenger RNA. RefSeq lists its product as uncharacterized. Lineage: Eukaryota; Metazoa; Arthropoda; Insecta; Hemiptera; Pseudococcidae. Bases 1 to 3771 code for a protein of 1256 amino acids. The record is from RefSeq and is a predicted model, not a curated record. The transcript has 2 exons.
AUGGAAGACCAAGACGGUACUUUUAGCUACGUGCAUAGUUCUCGUUACUCCGGCAGAUGCAUAGUUAAGCUGAUUGAAACGCUCAAAAAGCUUAUUGCAAAUAAUUACUCGAUCGAUAACGUUAGCGAGGUGAGAGUUAAUCUUGAAGAACUCACCAAAGAAUUCGAAUGGUAUAAACGAAUAUCCAGUCGUGGAUUUAAUCUUGCAUCUGUAUCCAAGGAUGCCGCCAAACCGAAAACCGAUGAAGAAGUCUCCGCUCUGGAAGAUAAAAUUUUAGCUGAGCUUGAAAAAGUCAACAAAGCUGUUUUACCUGUAAUCGCUAAAUCGAAGAGUUAUAUUUCCGAGUUCGAAGCUCAACAGACACGCGAAUCGUUAAAUAACUCAUCAAUGAACAUGACUGGUGGUUUUCCUGAACCGAACGUAAAAUUACCUCGAAUUGAUAUACCAAAAUUUGAUGGUGUUGCUAUCGAGAAUUUCCUGGAAUUUUACGCCAUAUUCCAGAACGUGGUUCAUGAGGAACCAACUUUAUCGAAGGUUAAAAAGUUAUAUUACCUUAAACUAGCGUUGAUCGGAGAAGCUCACGAUUUGGUGAAAGAUACUCCUGUUACCGAUAAAGGUUAUGACGAAGCGUGGUGUCUUGUAGUUUCAACCUACAAAGAUAUCAAAUCCAUAACCCGAAGGCACUUCGAUCAAUUAUUCUCGAUAAAUCGAAUCAAAUCAACGAGUGAAAUCCCUAUGCUUCUUAGCAAUGUGAAUCGCGCUUUGAAGGGGUUACGCGCUUGCGGAGAAGACACCGAAAAUUGGGGUCCGAUAUUGAGUUAUAUCGUCUCCGAAAAAUUGGACAACGUAACGUACGAAGAUUUCGAAAAAUCUCUCACAACGAACACUAAGUUUCCACGUUGGAGUGUUCUGAAAACUUUUCUCGAGAAUCGCGCGUCGGUCACUAAACGUAGCAGUGAUUUGACCAAACAGACGAAACGAAACGAUACUCCACCCAGUUCAUCUGGUAAACGAUCGACUUUGACUGCUGUAUCGAAUAACGAAACGCGAAGUGGUCCUUCUGGUACUCCUCAAUCAUCGCCACCGAAGCCAGCUUGUUCCUGCUGUGACAAGUUGCACUUGCUUAUCGAUUGUAACGUUUUUCGCGACAAAACACCGAAGCAGAGAUACGAAAUCAUCAAAUCGAAAUCUCUGUGUGGAAAUUGUUUCCAUUCGAAUCAUCGUACCAACGAAUGUCGUAAACAGCCGAAUUGCAAAAAAUGUAGCAAUCGUCAUCAUACGCUACUGCAUUUUGAUAAAACGAACGACCCGAAGGAUCCACCGAAGCCUGAAUUAAACGAAGAUGGCACUCCAAGAACGACUUGCGGGAUGUCAUCGCUCGUAUCCGUUCAAAAACCGAUUGCGUUAUUGCCGUCUGCGCUUGUAAAGUUUGUUAGCGGAAACAAGUGCGGUACUAUGCGUGUUUUGCUCGAUUCCUGUUCUCAAUUGAAUUUGAUAACGAACGAAUUCAUCAAACGUAACGAUUUAUCAACGACUAAAGCACCCUAUCCGAGUAAAGUGGCGGGUAUUGGUGAUAGCGAAACCGAAUGUAAUCAAAUUAUCGAAUUUUCAAUCGAAUCACGAGUAGAAGAUUUCGAAUUUUGUGCUCGAUUUACUGUAAUCAACAAUCGAAUACCGUAUUCUGUAACGAAUUAUAUCAUCGGCGAUUUUGCAGAAAAGGUGAACGAACGUCGGCUUAAUCUCGCUGAUACUGCUUUCUAUGAUCGUAACGUAAAUAUCAAUUCAAUCGAUGCUAUUCUUGGGGUUGAAGCGUAUAACUUGUGCGUGCGCAACAAAACCAUCUUUAUCGAAUCUGCUUGUCUACGUGAUACCGUUUUCGGUUGGACAAUUUCAUCAUCGAUCGAAUCAGCUCGCAAUACUCGACAUUCUCAACCGUAUUGUGGCUUAACUAUCGACAAUAUCGACCAACGACUCGAACGAUUCUGGAAAAUCGACAGUUAUCCAGAUAGUGCUCCAAAAUCGACCGAGCAUGAAGAAUGCCAGAAACACUUCAUGCGCACUUACCAACGAGCUCCAGAUGGUAGAUUUAUAGUUCAACUACCAUUUAAGGAGGAUCCAUCAGUCAUCACUGGCAACUUUGGUAUUGCCGUGAAAUAUUUAAAACGAAUGGAAUCGAAGUUGGACGAAACGACUAAACGAAUGUACACCGAUUUUAUGAUAUUACAUCCCACAUCACGCUGUGUUACGUCCAUCGAGUACAACUACGAAGUUACGUUUUCCGGUAAAUCGCUCAACGAUGUGCUUAUGGUUGGUCCAACUAUUCAACCUGAGCUCAACGAUACUUUGCUGUGUUUCCGUAUAUUCUGCAAAGUAAUAUCUGCUGAUAUUCAACACAUGUAUCGCUGUAUCGAGAUACUAAAAGCCCAUCGCCGAUUUCAAUCGAUAAUUUGGCGAGGUAAACGACACGAAUUGAAUACGAUAACGUACGGUACUGCUCCUGCUGCAUAUGAGGCAACUCAAUGUCUCGAUAUUCUCGCCGAAGAAGUGAAGGUAACUCGUCCUCGCACUUCUAUCGCUAUACGUAAAGGCUUCUAUAUGGAUGAUUGGCUUUAUGGAGCCGACACCGAUGAAGAAUUAAUCGAAUUGCAGCAAUCAGUGCAUGAAACGUUGUUAUCAGCUGGUUUCAAACUACGAAAAUAUCAAUCGAAUUCGAACGAAGUACUGGCUAAAAUUGAUCCUGCUCUGAUUGAACAUAAUUUGACCGUUCAAUUUGGAGAUAACGAAGCGCUUUCGAUACUUGGCUUAGCUUGGUGUCCUUCUACCGAUAGCUUUGCGCUGAAAACCGAUGUUCCUGCUCCUACGUCAACCGUAACGAAACGUCAAAUGCUAUCUACUAUUUCGAAAGUAUUUGAUCCACUCGGCUUAGCUUGUCCAGUAACGAUUCGAGGCAAGCUGUUGUUCAAACGAUUGUGGAAACUCGGAAUCUCAUGGGAUGAUCCUGUGACUCCUGAAAUCGAUUCGCUGUUUAACGCUUAUUUAUCCGAUUUGAAUCGUUUAUCGAAGUUCGUAAUACCGAGAUAUGUUCGAGAUUUCGACUCGAAUACUGAAACUAUAGUUGGUUUCUGCGAUGCCUCCGAGCAGGCAUACUGUGCUGCUGUAUAUGCGUUCAAUGCAAAACGUCUCCAGUUGCUGUGCUCGAAAACGAGAGUUGCUCCAGAGAAAGAGCUCAAUAUUCUACAGCUCGAGCUCCAAGCAGCCGUUCUGCUUGUGCAACUAAUCCAACGUGUUUCCAAAAUACUCAACGUCGAUAUUCAUCGCAGUAAACUGUUCACCGAUUCGACUAUUGUCCUAGCAUGGCUAUCGAAACCUGCUAGUGAAUGGAAAACGUUUGUUCGAAACCGUGUGGUGAAAAUUACCGAAGUGUUUCCUAUUCAACAUUGGAGCCACGUCCGUUCAGGUGAAAAUCCUGCGGAUCUCGCUACACGUGGUAUUUCGACUGAAUCGCUAUUGCAAUCGAGUAUGUGGCUGUCUGGUCCUGAAUUCGUUAUAAAUCUCGAUAAUUCGUCAAAUAAUACCGAAAUCGAUGAAACAAUCUGUGAACCAUAUCGCAGAAAAACGAAAAUCGCCUCUUUCAUCGCUGCUGACCUUGAAACCAAUCUCAAGAAGCACUCGAAGUUAAUCUCAUCGUGUGAAUCGUAUGAAAAACUCCGGUUCAUGUAUGCUGCUGCUAUCGCCGUUAUUCGUCAUUGGAAAUCUCGAAUUUUGAAAUGA